UAAUGAAGAUAAAUUAAGAAGAAGAAAAAUAAAAGUUAGAAUUCUGGAGAAAUCUGGAGGUAGUGUCCCGAAACUUCUUUCCUCUUUCUCUAUUCUUCUCUCUGUAUAUUAUCUAAUCAAAGAUCACACCUUUAGGGUUUUACUAUUACUAUCUUCAUUCAAUCUUCUCAAUUCCUCUUCGUCUUCGUCUUCGAUUCCUUCUCUUAUUCUCAACGACUCGCUCAUUGUUUCAACUCAGUCUCAUUUCUAAUUCUAGGGAUUUCAAUAUGGUUGGUGGUGGAUUCAUGGGUAUGGAGACCAACACUGUCAGAACUGCCAAAAUGAAGAGAAAGGAAGCUGAUGAUCUCACCAAUGAUUUCUCCGACUUCUCUCUCUCUUCUCCCGCCACUAAGAUUCGCCGUUUGGAUGCGGAGUUGCCGCCCAUAAUGGAGGAAGAAGAAUCUGUUAAUGUUUUCCCUUUCCAUCCUUCUUCUUCCAUGGCUGGAGCACCAGGUUUAGGUCGUGGUCGUGGUUCUGGUGGUCCUGUAAUUCGAGAAUUGGAUGCCGUUGAUAAUGAUUAUGAUGAUAAAGCUAUUGUUCUCUUUAAGCCUUUCAAUUCAUCAAUUUUUCGUAACUCGCCUUCUUCAACUUUAUCCCUUUCAGUUGAUUCCAAUAUCAUAUCUGGCUUCAAAGAUCAAUUAAUCAGAGCAACAAACCAGAAGAUUUUCAGUGGAAAUGAGUGUCAAGCCAUUGUUCCUUGGUCACCACCAACUCAGCUGAUCCCUUCUAACUCAGUUGGAGCUGAGGAGGAUUCUUCUCAUGAACCAGUUCAUCUUCAGGAAUCAAUGGAAGCUGAGGAGGAUGAAGAGGAUAAGGAUUCCAUGGAGGUUGAGGAAGAAACCAAUCAGAUUAGUGAGGCUGGUGGUGAGGCAUUUAGUGGGAUAAGAGGAGUAGCUAAUGAGGGCAUUCAUCAAUGGCACCAUCAACAGCAUUGUAUGUUGCCUCAGCCACCUCACAACAUGUCCACUCCAAUCACUUGGUUUCAGUGAGAAAAUGACAGUUGAAACAAGCUUGGUUUUUUUUGGCUUUGGGGGAUUGGAUAAUGUUGGAUAUCAUUAACUUCCAUUUUUGUGUAGGAUAAUUGGGAGAAGGAGGAGAGGAGAUGAAUCAUGAAACAGUUGAGAAUUGAAUAUAUUUUCUUUUUUAAGUUUUUGGAUGGCUUUUGUCAGUGAAGAAAGUAGAGAAGAGUUAUAGUGUUUACUGUUUAGUCAUUCAAAACUAGAAUCUUGUUAAUAGCUAAUAGCAAAUGUAAGAAUCUUCCUCUUUUCCCUCAAAGGAUUGAUUUUUCUUUUUCAGUCAUGUAUGAUCUGAUGAUGGUAUUGAAAAAGGCUUGCACUUGUAUAAUUGAAAUGGUUUGAAUGGAUUUAUGAUCUUAUUUGAAUUC
Cannabis sativa is the source of this 1423-nucleotide messenger RNA. RefSeq lists its product as uncharacterized. Bases 267 to 1028 code for a protein of 253 amino acids. The transcript has 3 exons. The record is from RefSeq and is a predicted model, not a curated record. Lineage: Eukaryota; Viridiplantae; Streptophyta; Magnoliopsida; Rosales; Cannabaceae.